This is a messenger RNA of Haliotis rufescens (red abalone), 1566 nucleotides long. Its product is annotated as fibrillin-3-like. Gene Ontology annotation, molecular function: calcium ion binding. The record is from RefSeq and is a predicted model, not a curated record. Bases 287 to 1219 code for a protein of 310 amino acids. NCBI's taxonomy places the organism in Eukaryota, Metazoa, Mollusca, Gastropoda, Lepetellida, Haliotidae. The transcript is spliced from 8 exons.
GAGGAACGUUCUUCCUUGGCGGUGGUAUACAUGUGUAGUCAGAUGUGAAAAAGUUGGCCAGCAUGUCUCUUGUAUGAGGUUGCACAUUCAUGUGACUUUUCCGGAAAUCACGCUCCGACCUGCUUCUGACUAGACUGAGAAAAUUAUUCCAUCAUAAAAUGUUUCCACCACGCCCAGACGGAGAGUUGUUGACACGUCCACAGACACAUGUCCACUAGCGGUCAAUGCCGGCCAGAUUACUGACACAUACAGAGAGUUUUUUUGUAUAGUUAAUUGUGACAGCACUAUGUUGAAGAUUGGACUUUUCCUGACUUCGUGGCUGGCGGUUAAUGCGCAAGGGACGUCUGGGAGCUGCAUGUCUUCUGGGUGUGGCGAUGCCGGUAUAUGUAUAGACUAUGGGAGCGGCAACGUGCGCUGUUCCUGCACCGACGGCUUCCAGGGGACGGCGACACAGUGUGUAGCAGAGUCGGAUUGUAGGUUCACUGGAUGCACGGACGGCACGUGCGAGGCUGGGCGUGACGGAUCUUAUGGAUGCACGUGCAAGGCUGGGUUCGUCCUGUCUCAGGAUGACAACAAGUGUGUGCCAGCGCCCGAGAACUGCCCAGACACGCCGUGCCCCAAAGGAUACUGUCGGACCAACACGGACGGGAGCAAGGUGUGCGUGUGCACCGUUGUCAUCUCCUCAGCAUCUGGUCUCAUCAAAUGCAACUCGUCAGCCUCCAUGACAGUAGACUGCACGACCCGGAACUGUCAGUACGGCGUGUGUAUCAACAGGAACGGCGUGUACGGCUGCCAGUGUCUCAUGGGAUACACUCUGUCAACAACGGACCGCACUGUAUGUGUCCCCGUCACACAAGGACAGUCCUCCACAAAUGCAAUCAAUGUAUGCCAGUGGACGGUCUGCACCAACGGUCGCUGUGGCACUGACGUGUCAGGGGCUCCACGCUGUAUCUGUGACCCUGGCUACCAACUGUCACCAGCUAGCAGCAGCGUGUGUGUGAAGAUAUACAAACCAGUUCAAUGGGGUUGCGAUGUGAGUGGAUGUCUGAACGGCUACUGUGCUAGAGAGUAUAAUGGUCGCCGGAAGUGUAUCUGCUAUCCUGGAUUCCGGCCGCAUCCUCAUUACCCAUCACGCUGUGUCGAGAUGUACAACCCCUGGAGAUACAGUUUUGACAUUUUUUCUUCACCGAUGGGACUUCUACUUCUGGGAGAUUUCUAGAUCCGUGGACUGCCCAGUUUCAACUUAAUAAUAUAAGUCAAUAACACGAACUGUCUUAUUUAUAUAUGUAUGUUGCGUUAAGUAUGUUCAACCUAUGAAAACAUUUGUGUAUUAUAAUGAAUAUGUUGCACCAUUGAAUGGUGUACGUUUGCAUCGUGUUUUCCUCAUCAUGACAAUUGUACGCAAUUCUGGAAGGGACAUUGUUGAAUUGUCUCCCUUAAAAAAACAGGCACAAUAAUAAUAAACAAAGAGCGAUAUCGUGACAAUGUCCCUUCUAGGGUUCCAUACAUAGCAGACAGGUGAGGUGAGGUGAGGUGAGGUGAAAUGGGGUUUAACGUCGCGUCCAA